Molecule: messenger RNA, 6921 nt
Organism: Spinacia oleracea (spinach)
Lineage: Eukaryota; Viridiplantae; Streptophyta; Magnoliopsida; Caryophyllales; Amaranthaceae
Product: pentatricopeptide repeat-containing protein At3g29230
Exons: 3
Coding region: 5109-6626 (505 amino acids)
Biological process (GO): RNA modification
Molecular function (GO): protein binding; RNA binding
Source: RefSeq, a predicted model, not a curated record
UUAUUUAUAUACGCCGGGUUUCUUAACGAGUGUCAAGGUGCACGAGUAUCCGUCUCUGCUCACUCAAAUUAAUCGCCCCUUUUCUUCCCAAAUUAAUUUUGAGUUUUUCUCUACUUUGACAUUAUCCUUCUCAGGUAUCUUUCUUUCAAGUUCUGAUCUUUUUAUUCAUAUACAUUUUGCAGAUUUAGUAUUGAAAAAGCCCCCAGGAAAUGGUUGUCAGUGACAUUGAUUGAAGGAAAGCAUUAAACCUUUUCUUCCCAAUAGAGGGUUUCUAAUCUUUCUAUCUAUGGUCUUUGCGUCUUGGUCCUCAUCUAUAAUUUUGUAGAAUUUAUAAUGUGUUCUUGUGUAUGUAAUCAUGUUUAUAAGUACGAAGUACCAGAUUUCAUUUGGGUUUUUUUCAACUGUUUUUUGGGAAUUUCUGCAUUUUGUACAAACUUUAUCCUUAUUUGAUGAAUGGUUUAGGUUUAGAAAUUAUUAUUAUGUGUUCUGUUGAUUUGAAUAUGUUCAUAAAUAUCAGAUUAGAUGUGGGUUUUCAAUUUUAUUAUUAUUACUUUUUCUGAUUUUGUUGUUGCAAUGUGUAAUUGUCCUAAUUCUUGGUGGGUCACUUAAACAAUGUGCACUUGCUGUAAAUAUGGACGAAAACUGAAGUUGUUGGGUAGUACUCCGCAGUGGAUAUUGCAAUAGUGUGGCAACCCUCAAUUGAACCAACAUACAUACACUUGCCCGCUGGGUACGAUUUGAAGCUGUAGUGGUUUAAAUUAAUAAAAAAUUUGAACAACAACCUUGAUUUUGGAAAAGGUUUCAUACAUGUUGACCUCCUUAGACUUGCUAAAUUUGAGUUGCAUGGCAUCGAUUGUUGUUGUAGCUUUGAUGGCAAUAUUGUAUUAAAGGAGUGUAGAUUUGUUGUCCAUGGUACGGCGGGGCGCUAUGUCGCGCACUCGCGUAAAAUGGACGAACAUUGAAAUGUUGGUUUUUGUGUGGACUUCUUGAGUAGUAUACACAAGAUGCCCUUAUAGGACCUACAAACAUAGAUAAUAGAGAAUGACUAAAUACUACUUGUAUAUUUUCUUGUCAAGGUUUUUUGUGGAGCUAAUUGAGUGUUUGGCUAAUUACUUGGUGAUGUUUCUGUAAUGACUUUAGUUUCUUUGUCUUUGUAUGAGUUCAAUGAUGCUAAGAGGUGGUUAGCCUCUUGGACAUGAGUUAAAGAGAGAUUGAAGGGAAUGCAGGAGCUUAUUAUGUGUUAUUCCAGCAUAAGGUUCUUGUAUUGGCUAUUUGGCUGUAGUUUGUUUGUCUUUGAAAUUGAGUUCAGUGGGGCAAAGGGGUGAUGCAUAAGGUUCUUGUGUACGAGUUAAGAGAUAUCGAAGGCAAAUGUGGGCGCUUAUUAUGUGUUAUUCCUGCAUAAAAUUCUUGGCGAUUUUAUUGCAGUCAUUGUAGUUUGUUUAUUUUACUUUGAUGAUCUUCGAAUCAGCUAUCAUGAAAUUAUCUUAAUUGAUUAUUGUCCUUUGGGGGUUGGGGGGGGGGGGGGGGGGUAUUAAAAUUCUUGGCGAUUUUAUUGCAGUCAUUGUAGUAAGAUUUAUCGCUUCCUCUAGUGGGUGGUGGAGGUGGUUGUUUUAGGAGUAUACCAGCCUUAGUAGUUUGUAUCUUCAGAUGAUAGAGAUUUUGUGCUCCUCCGCAAAGAGUAAGAUGUGUGUGCUCGAGUGGGCUCCUUCUUAAGUAGAAAGCUCAUACAAUACAAGGCCUAUGUACAUGUUUACUGUGAAUAUUCUUGAUAAUUACUCUUAUUUUAAAAUGUGAACUAUGCACUGAAAUUGUGCCCAGAUGGGACUUACUUGUGUUCGUAUCAGUUAUUUAGAUGAUACUCCACACAUGAUUCUACACGUACACGUUAUUGACUUCCAUAACUGUUAGGUUAUAAUAUAAUUUCUCUACUAUAUAACAGGGGAGGAGAACUAAUCAGUUGCGGUGUGUGGUCAUAGUAAAUUGAUGACUAGUUGAUAUGGUUUUUCCCCACUUUCCCUCUUUAUUUUCUUUUCAUUUUCUUUUUCUCCUUUUUGGCCUCUUCUAAGUGUGGUAGAUAGUUGUUCUUUGUUAGAGUACCCAUUUAUUUGAGCCAUGCCCAUUCAGCAUUCAGAAGGUAGAGCACCAUUAUUUGCUCCUACCUCAGCCUGGAGUAACUGGACAUAGAAAUUUAUCUGGGUCUUUAAGGGGGAUAAUGCGUUAUUUAGAGAGCUCAUAUGGAGCCUUCAUACAUUUAUUUUCCCUGAAAAUACUAUCUACUUACUGUGAUGACAGUUUAUGAAAUGGACAGUCUUUUUGGAGCAGACGAGUUGUGGUUUCUGUUUCAGAAUAGGUUCAUUAAGAGCUCGUGUUUGGCAUAAAUUUACGCCAUAAUUUAUACCUUUGUGCUCCAAAUACUCUCAUGUUUUUCACACUCAAAAUAAGUUGUAACUGAUUGCAGUCUAUAGCGGAUUUGAGAUUUUGUAUAAUAAUAAUUAGUUACUGUUGUCCUAAUUCUUGGCAGGUCACUGAAAUAAUGUGCAUUUGCUGUAAAUAUGGACGAACACCAAUGUUGUUGGGUAGUAAUGGGUAUUGCAGUAGUGCUGCAAUCCUCAAUAAGAACCAACAUACACAUACUUGCUCAUUGGGUAAGAGACUAAGAGUUACAGCUCUUAUGGUUCAUGUGACUGAACAUAUAAACCAACUGUGAUGGCCAAUGUUGCAUGCAUCUUGACCCCGUAGACCUCCUAAGUUUGAAUUGCAUGAAAUGCAUUGUUGUCGUUGUUGCCGUUUUGAUGGCAAGAUUAUAUUAGUGUCUAGUGAUGUGAAGAUCUGUUGUCCAUGGUACAAAUGUCGUUCAAAUUGGAUUUUUUUUUGAAAUGUUUGGUUUUGUGUGGGCUACUUAUGUACUAUACAAGAUGCUUAUAUAGAACCAACGAACAUGGAUGAGGAAAGGCUGACCAGACACUACUUCUAUACUGUUGAGGUUUUUAGCUGUGAUGUGUUAAAAGCAAUAGACUUUUUACUGUUGAUAUUACAGAAAUGAUUUGUGUGACUGCAAUGAAAUAGGUUGUUUGUGUGUAUUAUUUUGAUUGAAUAAUAUGAUACAACGAAGUGUUACACAAGAUUCUUGUAUAAGAGUCAGAGAGACAUUAGAGGAAAUGCGGGAGAGAGUUUUACUCACUGGUAUGACCUUUAUAAGGAGUAGUCCAUAAUAAGCUAGCAUGAGAUGACUUAAUAGAUUAUAAUUGACCUCCAUGGGGGGAGGGUGGGGGGGAUGAUACUGUAGUAACUUUACGUGGUUAUGGGAAUGUUUUUUAACAAAAGGCGGAGACUAACCAUCAGGCAGAGGAAAACUAAUGAAUUUGUGACUGGGGGAUUCACAACAUGUCCUUGAAGUGCUCAAUUUAGAUUAAUGGCGUCCUCACCUAUCAACAAAAUCUUGAUUAAUGAUUUCCUCUAGUUGGUGGUCUAGGGAUGGGGGUUUUUCUAUAGAGUAUCCUAGAUUCCUAACCUUUGUCCACUCAGAUUGUAGUGUUCUUAUGCUCCUACCACAGACAGAGGAAGAGUUAUAUGCAGGUGUUCGAGUGGGCUCCUAUAAGGCAUAUGUACACAAACACUGUAAAAUAUAUAAUUACUGCAUAUUGUGCACAGAUAUUGCUUACUCUGGUUCAUUUCCUUUGUUCGUAUUAAUAUGUUACGCAUUAUUGACUUGCCUGAUUUGUAGGUUUUAACAACAUUCAUCUACUAGAUCACAUGGAGGAUAACUUCUGUGGUUCACAAUGAGAUGAUGGCUGGUUGAUUGAUGUCAUUUCAGUAACGUAUUUGAAUUAGAUAAGUGGUUUUCCCUCCUAACCUGUUAUUCACUUACACAAUGAAAUGUAGGUGUUGAUGGACAUCAUUUCAGUAACGUGUCUGAGUUUUAUAAGUGGUUUUCCCUUCUUAACCUUCUUCUCGUUUUCUUUUUACUCUUUCACCCCCCCCCCCCCCCCCCCCCCCGCCACACACACACACAAUGUCAGUGAUUGUGCAAUGACAUUAUAUGUCAGUGACUUGUUGCAAUUGUCGUAUUUUUUUAACCAAUCACAACUUGUUUCCUAAAGGCUUUUGGUUAAACUUAAAAUAUCAGGAAUCCACUUGCUUGUUUGAGCUAUUUGAUAUGUCUGUCUUCAAAACAAACUGACUCUGUCGUCGUCCAUCUCACAGCUGGGUAUUGAGUACUUGCUUCUGCUAUAACAAUGGACAGUUAAUAACGUGUGGGUGUUGAGAUGGGCCUUUUUUGAGUUUAGGAUGCCCUUGUAUGACCCACAUACAGUCACAAUGUAGAGACCCUCCCUCCCCCAAUACCAAAAAAUGGUCACAAAAUCUUAAAGAGUGUUCCCCUCAUUUGCUAAUUCUUUCGCCAGGAACUUAUCAUUGAUUUGUUGUAGUCUCUUGAGUCUUGAUCAUGAGAUAGCAAGUGGACAGGAUAUGGUUCAGUUCAUAAGAGUCCUCAUCUUCAGUAGCUUAGUUAAAUUAAUACAUGUCUUAACCAAUUUUUAGUGCAGGAGCUGCCAGUUCUAAGGCUGGUGGUUUAAACUCUACUGGAAAAUUGUUUUUCUUGCCGGGAAUAUCAUUUUCUUGUGACAACAUGACCUAUUGCAGUAUGUUUGGGAGCUGUCUUUUCUUGUGUGUUUGUUACUUUUCUUACCUCCAAGUUUGCCAAGCAGUCCGAGCACAUUACUUCAUGUAUGAAGCCUUCGUGACAUUACCUGUAAGAAUUAAGGGAUGGAGAACAUACUUCUUAGCUGUUCAGAUCGAGGAGCCAAAAUGGGUGGACUGUAUGCUGUCAUUCUUAGCCUCAUGGCCUUACAUUGUACAUGAUAUAUCUGAUAACUUUUAUCACCAUCUUUUUUCAGAAAUCAUGAGUGGAUAUUGCUAUACAGUUCAUGUUGAUGGGAUAGUAAAAGCAAGAUUCUUUACUUUUCGUCCUUCGAUUCCAAUAACGGUUCAUAUAGGUGUAUGGCUCUCAGUGUUUCUGACAAAAAUCAUUAUAGGUUCACUUAACCAUUCUCUUCAAUUUUAUCCAGAAUCAAGAUAUCAGGAGGAUUGCCCUUUUUCCUAAAGAUAAGAUGGGUUUUUCAACUCUCAAUGUCACAUGCUGCUCAUUACACCGCGACAUGAUAGGCUGGAAUAAAGCAAUCCAGAGGCAAAUGCAUGAGGGAAAUGUUAACUUGGCAUUCUCAGUAUUUAUUCGUAUGAGAGAAAGUGGUUUUCAUCCUGAUAACUUCACAUUCCCCUUAAUACUUAAGGCGGCAGGUCGCAGUUCCCUGUUUUACCUGGGAUGUGCUCUUCAUGGGCAGGCGAUAAAAAGCGGCUACUACAAUCAUCUGUUUGUGCGGACUGCUCUCUUGAACAUGUAUUCAACUUUCAAGGACAUUCAGCAUGCGUAUAAGGUGUUUGAGAAAAUACCUGUAAAGGAUAUCAUUGCCUGGAACUCGAUGCUGGAUUCAUAUGCCUCCAAUGGCAAAAUGGAGGAAGCAUCAAACCUUUUUGAAUCUAUACCUGAGAAAGACCUUACUUCAUUCAAUAUCAUGAUCUCAGGAUAUGCAAAAGCUGGAGAAUUAGAGUUGGCUCGAAGUAUCUUUAAUGCAGUUCCUGAAAGAGAUGUUGCCUCGUGGAAUUCAAUGAUAUUGGCUUGCAAGCUUGCUGGUUGUAUGGAGGAAGCAAGGAGAUUAUUCGAGGAAGCACCAAGCAAGAACAUAGUUACAUGGAACACUAUGCUAAGUGGAUACAUACAAAAUGAACUUCACACCGAUGCCAUUAGACUCUUUGAUGAAAUGAAGGCUCAAAACUUAAAACCUGACCAAUUAACUGUAGCUGGUGUUCUAGCAGCCUGUGCGCAUUUGAGUUCUCUUGAAGCUGGAAUUACAAUACACAUCUAUGCCUUAGAGAAUCAUCUCAUGUGUUCAGAAGUUACUACUUCGUUGAUUGACAUGUAUGCCAAAUGUGGGACCAUAAAUCGCGCUUUGGAGGUUUUCUGCAAAUCUUGGGUAAAAGACAUCUUCUGUUGGAACGCGAUUAUUUCAGGACUUGCUAUCAACGGGCAUGGCUUAGAAGCAUUGAAACUCUUCAACGCGGUGAAGUAUGACAAAUUCUUGAAGCCUGAUGACAUAACCCUCAUUGCUAUACUUAGUGCAUGUAGCCAUUCAGGGUUGGUGCAAGAGGGUUGCUCCAUAUUUGCCUCAAUGAAUAAAGACUUUGGUAUUUCCCCGAAACUAGAACACUAUGGUUGCAUGGUUGAUCUCUUAGGCCGCGCUAACUUUCUUAACCAAGCAUUAGAACUUGUGGAAUCAAUGCCAUUUGAGCCAGGAGAGAGGAUCUUAGGCGCAUUGCUAAGUGCCUGCGUUAUUCAUCAAGAUAUGGAAGUAGGCAAGAAAGUUGCAACACUGAUUAUAGAAAGAGAUGGAGGACUCAGUGAUGGAGAGAUUAUGAUGAUGUCUAACUUGUAUGCAUCUUUCGGGGAGUGGGAAGAAGCAGCUAUUUGGAGGGAAAAGAUGGAAGAGGAAGGGAUUGUUAAAACUGCUGGGUGUAGUGUCAUUCAGCUCAACGGGAAAACCCACAGGUUUUUGGCCGGGGACUCGACUUAGACUAAUGUUGGGUUGUAAAUGUAAUAACACCUUGCAGACACUAGUUUUAGAUAGGAGUCUUACAGAUUGUACCUUUACUUUACUGAUGCUUCCCAACUUCUACUCAAAUACUCAGUAAGCUACUUCCUCUGUGUAUAAUUCGCUUCAAUUCGCGGUUCGCCCAAAAUGGGACAAAAAUAGGCGAAAAUUCACCAUAAUUCGCUCUUUUCGGAUCGCAAUUCGAAGGGAGAUUAGAGAAUUAUGUAACACUGUCUCUGACACCAUUUUGAUUCUUAGUUCUUGACAUUGUCCACAA